AUGCAGGGCCUGGAUGACUGGGUCUGGGACUUAGUGGCCUAUAUUUUCAAGCAGUCCAGCUUGUCUGGCAGCCAAAUGAAGUCCAAAAACUGUUCCAGUCAGGCUGCUGAGGAGAAACAUAGCAUCCAAGCCACCUGUGUGGAGAUCCUGGAAAAUCUGGAUGUCUCAAUCAGUGGCAUGAGCCGAGUCUUAUGGCCCCAGCUGCUGGAGUACAUGCUGCCAGUUCAGUACAGCUGCACUCUGACUCCCCUGUGCCGUUAUCUCAGGGACCUGGCCAAGCAACCACAGUGGGAGGGUGAAGAAGUGGCUUGCACGGACUGCAGCAAAGGAGCCAAACUUCCUACUGCCCAGGGGCUGCUGGCGCGACUCCUGGUCAUUGGCAAAUACUUUCCAUCCAACCAGGCCCUUGACUUUGUGGGGAGCAUAAUGGAUGCCAUGCUGUCUUCCAGCCCCAUGUGUGUCACAGCAGCAGGACAUUGGCUUAUUACGAUCCUUAGGGAGCUUGGAGAUGCCCUUCUGGAUGAGGUGCUGGACAUCCUGGGUACCAUUUUUAUCUGGAUGCUGACAAUCCAGGAAAGAUCUGUGAGAGGCUUCCUGCUGGAAGGUGUCUCCAUUCUUGCUGGCUUCCAUCUCGAGGCAGUGACCAGCAGCCUCCUUAGAAAGCCUCUGCCAAUGGACAGGCUUUCUAUGGAGACCCUGGCCUGUGCCAUAACUAAGGGCCUUGGGGAGGGAGUGGCUGCAGCUCUUCGCGAAGAGGGAAGUUGGCCACUCCUUGAGAACCCCAAGAUGCACCAACUAGUGGUUUUCUCCUGCAAGGCUCUUAUCCCUCUGGGCAUUACAAUGCCCAAAUUCAUAGGGCAGGUCCUGCAGUGGGUCAGUUCCACAACUGAAAAGCUGCGCGUUACUGGUAUGGCCUUCAUCAGCCACCUUAUAUGUGACCCCAUCAUUGGAAACCAGAAGCUCCUGAAGCCAAUGCUUCAUUUAAUUCAACAGCAAGCCAGGGACUCCAAUAACUUGGUUUGGCGGAUGGCAGCCAGAGGACUGGACAACACAGUAUAUGGUGCCCCUGAACAACUGAAAAAACACCAGAACGCCAUCCUGGAGACCUUGGUCCAGACAUUAUUUGUGCCUUCCAGUGCUCAGAAUGAGGAGGGUAUGCACGCACUGGCCAGUGUCCUGGAUCAUCUAGGGACAGAUACGGGGCCCCUGGUUUUUGAUGAAGUCACACACAUCAGGCCCUUCUUCAACCAGGACAAUGACAACCUUCACUCAGUGGCUUUCACCCUUUUCAGCACCCUGGCAGGCUGCAUAAAGGGAAGAUGGAAAAACUAUUUUAGGAACCAGGUGAGGCAGAGCUUGGCAAUGCUCUUGUUUCCCCUGGAGGACCUCAACCUGCAGGUGGCCAUGGAGUGCAGAACAAUGCUGGGCCUCUGCUGCCCUUACCUGGGAUUAAGGAGGGUACAGGCAGCCCUGACCUUCUAUGUCCAGGGUUCAGGACAGGUGAAACAAAAGCAGCUGCUGAGGGACCUCUGCAGGCACUUGGCCAAAGAAAAACCUGCCCUCCUGGAGGGUCUCUGCCAGGCAGCCCAGAGGCACUACAUGAGCCUGUGGCCAGAGAUCUGGGUGGCAACCAUCACGUUUACAGGAUGA
Molecule: messenger RNA, 1650 nt
Organism: Alligator sinensis (Chinese alligator)
Lineage: Eukaryota; Metazoa; Chordata; Crocodylia; Alligatoridae
Product: maestro heat-like repeat-containing protein family member 2B
Cellular component (GO): cytoplasm
Source: RefSeq, a predicted model, not a curated record